AUGGUGCAGAGGCUCACAUAUCGCAAGCGCCACAGCUAUGCCACCAAAUCGAACCAGCACCGGGUUGUGAAAACCCCUGGUGGUAAGUUGGUGUACCAGAGCACUAAGAAGAGGGCAAGUGGACCCAAGUGCCCUGUCACUGGGAAGAAGAUCCAAGGGAUCCCACACUUGAGACCUGCUGAAUACAAGAGGUCUAGAUUGUCUAGGAAUCGGCGAACAGUAAACCGGGCCUAUGGAGGUGUUUUAUCUGGAGGAGCUGUUAGAGAAAGGAUUAUUCGUGCUUUCCUUGUUGAAGAGCAGAAAAUUGUGAAAAAGGUAUUGAAGAUUCAGAAGGCAAAAGAAAAGCAGGCAUCGAAGAGUUAA
This is a messenger RNA of Sphenostylis stenocarpa, 363 nucleotides long. NCBI's taxonomy places the organism in Eukaryota, Viridiplantae, Streptophyta, Magnoliopsida, Fabales, Fabaceae. The record is from the annotation of a GenBank genome assembly.